Penicillium angulare is the source of this 405-nucleotide messenger RNA. RefSeq lists its product as uncharacterized. Bases 1 to 405 code for a protein of 134 amino acids. The transcript is spliced from 2 exons. The record is from RefSeq and is a predicted model, not a curated record. NCBI's taxonomy places the organism in Eukaryota, Fungi, Ascomycota, Eurotiomycetes, Eurotiales, Aspergillaceae.
AUGGAUUCAAUUGAUACCCUUCGAACUUUAACGUCCUUGAACACGAGAGCCAUCCGAGCCGAACGUAUUGUAUCGAAAUAUGAAGGAGAGUUUGCUACGUUGCAAGCCUCAUUCAACCAAACCAAGGAUGACAUACACGAGAUGGCUAAAGUGGUCGAGCUUCUUUAUGAGACCAACCGCGUACUCAGGGAUGUAGUGGACUUCUUGGUCAAACAAAAGAAUAUCACUCCGGGCGACGAGGUUUUGCAAAUUUCCGACAGGCUGUGCAGUAUUCUGGCUCAGCAAGUCCGAAAAUAUGAGCCAUACACUUCUUCUGGAGCAGGCGAACAAAGUGAAAUCAAUGGCAAAUGUGAACAGGAUCAACAAAAUCGUCAUAUUUCGCCACUGUCGGACAAACUCUCGUGA